This is a messenger RNA of Blepharisma stoltei, 3333 nucleotides long. NCBI's taxonomy places the organism in Eukaryota, Ciliophora, Heterotrichea, Heterotrichida, Blepharismidae. The record is from the annotation of a GenBank genome assembly.
AUGGCUGAAGGAGAGUCAGCACCACUGCUUUCAAGAUCAAACGUUGACAAGGAUUUAGUCUAUGUGCUUCUUUUUAAACAUCCUUUUGAUGAGAAAAACCAUGACUGGCUUAAGAAAAAGAAAACAAUCAAAAAAGCAGUGAAACAAUUUUUACGCAUUUUCAAGACAACCCCAAGUGAUACCUCAAAAAGCUCUAAGGUCAUCCACCGCUUCAAACACCAAAUUUCAUGGCUUUCAAAGUUCGAGACUGAGCCAAAAUCUGAAAUAACUAAUGAAGAUUUUCUAACCUCAACCAUUUCUGCAAUCUUAUAUGAUCUUGAGCAUCUCGUCGGUUUAAGAUACUCCCUUUUCUCCUCUCGUGACAAAGAUGAGAUCUUCUGUAAGCUCUACACUACUGAAAAAUGGCUAAAAAUCAAGGCAAAAGAAAUUUCUUACAACUUGCAGCUUCGUGAUCUGGCAACACCUGAAGAAAUUGAAAAGGAUCCUUUUAACUCCCCCCUAAAGAUAGCAAAACCAUUGAGAAAUCCCUAUUUUUUGCCAAAAAACACACCCUCCGUGAACGAACAAAGAUAUUUUAUGAAAAAAAAAUUGAUAUAUACAUGAUAAUUAGUAUUGAAAUCUCUAGCUAAUUUUGGUUAAUUUUAAACGACUUAUAGGCCCUUCCUAUAGAUGGCGCGCAAUGCGCCAUCUAUAGGAAAGGCCUAUACAUUUUAAUAUAAACUUUAAAAAUUAAUAAAUAUCUGUUUUGAAUUGGUAUCUUUUUAAAUAUCGCUAAAACAUUUAUAUAUAAUUUUUUAAAAAAUAAAAAAUUAGCCCCUCUCCGUGAGCAAACAAUUUUUUUUGUUCGCUCAUGGAGGAGGAGAGUAAGAAAUAUCCACCAUAUGCUGAUUAUGAAGUAGACCAAGACGAGUACGCAGAAGAGAUCGAAAGUGUGUUUAAGCAUUUCGAUUAUAAUGACAAUGAAGUAAAGCAAGGAGAAACUGGGUCACUUUUCAUGUACAAUGAUAAGGUUAGGAUAGUUAAAAAUAUCCUUCUCCAAUACUUUGACUUUAACCAGAUGCAAGAUUAUGAAGUUUUAAAUGAAGAUUUCUGCGUUCAUAAUGAAGAAAUCCUAGCUGGCCUCAAAAAAGACUGGGCAAGAGUCGGUGCGCUAUUUAAAGCUCAACCACUUAAUAGGAUCCGCAAUUAUUUCGGCGAAAAAGUUUCCCUCUAUUUCGCCUGGAUGAGAUGCUACAAUUGUUUUAUGAUUUUUGCAGCCGUUUUUGGCCUAGCUCUCUUUAUAUUACAAUUAACAUUAGAAAGCGACCAAAAACUUUUACUUCAAAUUUUCACAGUAGCCUUUUCUAUUUAUUUGUCAUUUUGGGCAGCAUUUUUCGACCAAAUUUGGAUCCGCAGCGAAAAAAACUAUGCUUGGCAAUGGGGAACUAUAGGAUUUGAACAAGAAGAAGACCAGAGAGGAGAAUUUAAAGGCGAAUUUGGUAGAGAUGAGGUAACUGGGCUUAUGAAAAAGCACAGAGAAAAGUCAGAUAACUAUAAGAUCAGACAACUAUUCAGCUACAGCGUUGCAUGUGUAUUUGUUAUCUGCGUUAUUGCAGCUGUGAUUGGAAUUUUCAUAUUUAGAGCUGCCAAUAAAACACAGUCUUGGAGCCCACAAGUUUGCGGACUGUUAAAUGCUAUUCAAAUUAGAAUCAUGAACAUUGUAUAUGGAAAAGUUGCGCAGUUCUUAAACAGCUGGGAGAAUCAUGAGACAGAAACUGAGUACAAUGAUAACCUGGCAGUAAAGCUUUUCCUAUUUAAAUUCGUGAACUCUUAUAUUUCACUGUUUUACAUUGCAUUUCUCAAAGAUUAUAUUGAUGAAUGCAAGCCAGACUGCAUGACUGAGCUUUCCACACAAUUAGCUUUCAUUUUCAUAGUAAACUUAUCCUUAAAUGUAGUUGAACUUGGCCUUCCUUGGUUUAAGCACAAGCUAGCAGUAUGGAAAGAGAACAGAAAAGUCAAACAAAUGAAAGCAGAUGAUGACUCUAUUAGAGAGUAUAUGGGACCUAUUGAGUCACAAGCUAAAUUUGAAGAUUACGAAUCGCCAUUAGACGAUUACAUGGAAAUGGCUAUCCAAUUCGGCUAUGUCGCUUUAUUCUGCUCAGCAUUCCCUAUUCUUCCAUUUUUAGCUUUAAUAGAAAUCACCUUACUUCCCAAUUGAUGAGCGAUUAAAAACACUUGUUAAUUUUUUAGGAUUUUAAAAAUAUAGAUUUGUAACUCCCCCCCCCCCUCCGUGAGCGAACAAAAAAAUUUUGUUCGCUCACGGAGGGGGGUUAAUUUUUUUUUUUUUAAAAAAAAUUUAUAUAUAAAUUUUAUAAAAAAUAUUUUUUUCGAAAUUUUAAAAAAAAUCCUAAUUUGCAAAAAUUGGGAAGCAAAUAUUAAUUUAAUUUGCAAAAUUUAUGUUUUAAAACGCAAUUUGUUUAAAAUUAAACAGAAUUAGCUCUAGAUUUCAUUAUACUAAUUAUCACUUAUAUAUCAAAAUUUUUUUCCAUUAAAAUUUUUUCUAUUAAAAAAAUUUUUGUUCACUCACGGAGGGUGGGUUUUUGGUCAAAAAAUGGCGAUUUUUCUAAUGGUUUUGUUCGCUCACGGAGGGGGGGGGGAGUAAGUAAAUAUAAAUAAUUUAAUCUUAUGACUAGUAUAGUGGCCUAAGACUUAUUGCCUGGCCUAUAUCCGCAAACUCACAAAUUUAUCAAGCUCAUCUACACCUAUUUCUUGUCCGAUAUAGUAAGUCUAAGUUGUUUAAAAUUAAAUAGAAUUUAACUGAGAUCUCGUUAUUAUAAUCAUUAAUUAUAUAUAAAAUUAUUAUGUUUAUAAAUUUUUAUGUUAAAAAUUGUUUGCCCAUAAUCAAAGUUGGAGUUAGAAAUCCGUGUCGACGCCUGGAAGCUUUGCUGCUUAACCAAACGACCAUUCCCUCACCGUGCUGAAGACAUCGGUGUCUGGCGAGCUAUUUUGGUAACAAUUGCUUAUGCAGGUUCAAUUAGCAACGCUGCCUUAGUCGUUUUUACAUCAGGAAUUUUUGAUGAAGACAGCUAUGAUAAAUAUGAAUUACUGUUGAUCUUUAUCGGGUUGGAGCAUAUUUUGCUAUUCUCCAAGUUCAUUAUUUCUGUCAUUAUCCCUGAUGUCCCUGCAUCUGUAGAAGAUGGCCAAGUUUGGGGUAAAAGAAUGGUUAAAGAAAUAAUGUACCUUAGAACUGAAGAAACCCAUGGUAGAAAAGCCCAAGAAAAUACUGCUGGUGACCAAGUGACGAACCAAGAUAUCAUACUCAAAAUAGGUAUGAUUAAAUACUAUGAAGACUAA